AGCGGUGCCCUGGGUAACCAGCCAUGAUUGCCACUGGAGGCCUCCUGAGGAUCUCAGCUAGGAAACAGGAUCCCUUACGGCCCCAAAGCCAGGUCCCCAAACGCAAACGCAAAGCCAAAAAGAAGCGCAAGAACGACGUGGUGGUUGUGAAGGGCAAGCUCAAGCUGUGCUCCCUUUCGGGGCUCAUUGCCCUCUGUGGGAUCCUGGUGCUGUUGGUGGGCAUCGCCUUGGCGGUGGUGGGCUACUGGCCGAAACCCAGCCAGGUGUACAGAGAAGGCAGUCUCAGUGGGAACAGACACGUGGUGCCGCAAGGGGGCACCCCCAGGGACCGCUCCCGGAGCCAGGCAGCUUCCCAUCCAGAAACACCCCCUGGAGCCAACUCCUCCACUACUGGCAACAUGCGGGGAUCCCCACUGUCCCCCGCAACGUCCUCAUCUCCCCAAGCCUCCGUGGGUUUCCUCUUCCGUCUCUUCUCGGGCUACUUGCAUUCAGACAAGCUGAAGGUGCUGGGGCCCCUCAUCAUGGGCAUCGGUAUCUUCCUCUUCAUCUGUGCCAAUGCGGUGCUGCAUGAGAACCGUGACAAGAAGACCAAGAUCAUCAACCUGCGUGACCUCUAUUCCACAGUCAUCGAUGCCCACAGUCUGCGGGCCAAGGAUGGGGGCGCCCCGGCCGCAGCCCCUCUCAACGGCUUUGUCAACUACGUGCAGGCCCGGGGCCUGGAGCUCAAGCCCGGCAGUGAGGGCCUGGGCGCUGCGGCCAUGCUUGCCAAGAGCUCCUGGCCUCCAGGGCUCAGUGUGUCCCUCUCCCCACCUGAGCGGGCGUCCUCGCCGCGGCGUUCCUCCUUCUCCAGCCCACCACAGGCGCCCAGCCUGGCGGAGGCCGUGUACAGCAUUUACCGCGAGCGGGCAGCCCUUGCUGGCCGCCCCCUGGCCAGUCCACCCUGCAGCCCCCCGGAGAGCUGGGGCAGGCACAGCACGGCCAGCUCCAUUGUGGGCUCCUCGCUCAGCCCCUUCACACUCCUGCCACUGCUGGGGGGCUGGCAGAGGCCCCCUGGUGAGCGGGGAGCCCGCGAGAUCCCACGGGGGGAAUUUGAGCUGAGCCUCACUGACCUCAGCAGCAGCUAUGCGGACGGACGUGGUGGGACGGGGAGGCGCAAGCUGGUCCUAAGGCGGCAGAGCACCAGCUGCCUGCCUGAUGCCAGGCGUCCUCUUUCUCCCGAGCCUCCUCAGUCCCCAUCCAUCAGUGGGGGCCCAAACUCUAGCCUUUUGGUAAAGGCAUCUUCUAGCUACUCCAAACCUCUGGAUCUGGAGGGAUCUCCUCCCUCCCCCGCCACCGCUAUCACCAGGAUGGGUUCCCAGAGCUCCCAGUCUGAGCCUUCCAGCAGCAGCAAUAAGGGCUACAGCCACCUGGAGGAGGCAGGCACCUCCUUGGAGUCAGUUGCCAACACCCCAGCCAGUAAAAUCCAGGACUGUGAGGAGGAGCCAGUCAAGCAGACUGCCGGCCUCGAGGCUACCAGCAAAGAACAAACGGGGGAGAAACCUCAGCAGACUCAAAGACAGUACACAAAUAAAGAGAAACUCUUUAUGAUUUCUAGGUCGCACACUGCGUUAGAGCUGGAAGACGGGGAGCUGGAGAGCACUGGCAUCUAAACCAAGCAGAGAAGGCUCGAGGACACCUUGCAACCCUCCACACCUUCCCCCUCUAUCUUCUUGUGGACUAAAGAAACCAACCGAUAUCCAAAGAGCUGCAGUAUGUUGUCC
Tinamus guttatus (white-throated tinamou) is the source of this 1760-nucleotide messenger RNA. The record is from RefSeq and is a predicted model, not a curated record. NCBI's taxonomy places the organism in Eukaryota, Metazoa, Chordata, Aves, Tinamiformes, Tinamidae.